Messenger RNA from Chiloscyllium plagiosum (whitespotted bambooshark), 1872 nucleotides. NCBI's taxonomy places the organism in Eukaryota, Metazoa, Chordata, Chondrichthyes, Orectolobiformes, Hemiscylliidae. The record is from RefSeq and is a predicted model, not a curated record.
AUGCAGACUGCUGAGACCAGUAGAGAAGUUGAAAAUAAGAAUGAGAAUGUUAAAAUGGAGGUGCUGGUCAAUGGUGAGCAGAAUAUGGUCUGUCUAAUUGUCUGUGCUGCUAUAUGGAUCUCUGAGGUCAUUGUUGGAGCCUAUACCGAGGAUGGACUGCACCUGAAUAAUUCCCUCAGCUCUCCAGAGUCAGAAGAGUUUCCACGUUUGACUGUUCCUUUUGGUGGGACCAUAAAGGGAGGGAUGAGACCGGGGAAGAAGAUCGUCAUAAUGGGGAUUGUGGAUCCCAACCCCACAAGCUUUGAGAUCAGCCUGUGCUGUGGAGACUCUGAUGUAUCACCAGCUGACGUUGCCGUUGAACUCCAGGCAAGAUUUCCUGAUCAACAGUUUGUCCGAAAUGCUUUUGUCUCUGGAGAAUGGGGAGAGGAGGAGACUUCAAUUCAAUAUUUCCCCUUCAUCCCAGAUCAGCCAUUUAGGUUGGAGAUACAUUGCGAAUACCAACGAUUCCGUAUAUUUGUCGAUGGGCACCAGCUCUUUGAUUUUCACCAUCGUGUCUCUGACUUAUCAGGAAUUGACAAGAUAAAAAUCUUCGGAGAUUUGCAGCUGACUAAACUGGGUUAGGAUAUUUUUGGGACUGUCAGGAGAAACUGUGACGUUUUCCAUCAGUCUGUCAAAGACUCGCCGUCACAUUGUGUGGCAGAGCCAUCUGGGUCUGAGCUAUCUCGGUGUCAGGCUCCAUUGUCUACUGUCUCAACAGAAACAUGGAACCAUUGUUCAGACAUUGCCAAUGUCACUGAUUUGGGGAAUUGGGGGAAGCACUCAUAACAGAAGUAAAAUCCAAUUGGAGAUGGCUCUGAGCCUGCUAGCAUAAUUUAUUCUGCUGGGUUUGUGUGUGGGACAUCUGCACCAAGGGGUAGGGAGGGAGGAUAAGGGCAUUGAAUGGAGUGACUUUUUUUGUGUGUUGUUUAUACCAUGCACUACAGUCUCUGCACUGAAAUGACAGCACAACUCAUUAACAAAUAUAUAUUUUAAAACAAAGAGCAGAACUAGUCAGGGUAUUGUCUAGAUUGUAAAUAGUUUUUGUAGAAUGUAACAUGGAUGGUGUGGUUUGUGUUCUGUAUGACACUAGAUACUUAUUUAUAUACAUCAUGCAUUUUAGUCUUAAUGAAUCAUUAACCAUUGGAAUGUUAGCAAACGAUUGUAUUAGAUAUUUAGAUGAUUCUGUAAACUAAAGAUAUAUUUCUUGAUACUCUUAACUUAUUAAUAGUUUUAUUGAUAAGAUCACAUGUUUUAUUGCUUCCAAUCAAUAAUCACUUCUAAAAUAAAGAGACAUAAUCUGUAAUGUUCGUCAUAAAGUUCUUAUUUCUGGGAAAUAUCUCGCAGUUUCUGCUUCAACGUGUUUCAAAUUAAUCUGCUAAACCGAGCUUUUAAUUAGAUCGAUUGGUAUCAGCAGGAACUGCAUUUUCUAUAAGUUAUUGUAAUUUACAUAAUAUUUCACAAAUUUCUAAAUGUAAAAAGAUUAAUUUCAAGGGACAAUUGAAUAUCUAAUACUUUACAUGUUUUCAGUGUUUGCUCUCAGUCACUGUUAUUUACCAGGGAAAAGAACAGACUUUGAGAACUGAUAGAUCCAAUGAGCAGAGAGAUUACUGAUUGUGUUUCAUGAUAAACUACUUUGUCAGAGGCACACUAAUUUUGUGAGUAUUGCAAUCAGGAUCUGUCAUAUGGAGCAGAAACACUUGGCUGUUUUCCAUUUAACCUUCCUAUUUAUGUGUGUUGCAGCAUUUGUCAAGUGUUUUUUUUCACAAGCCCCUCUGUGCGGUGUGUGUCCAUCUGAGUCUGCACAUUUCACUGCCAGACCGAGACAGAAACAUU